Histoplasma mississippiense is the source of this 2646-nucleotide messenger RNA. RefSeq lists its product as hypothetical. The record is from RefSeq and is a predicted model, not a curated record. Gene Ontology annotation, molecular function: ATP binding; protein serine/threonine kinase activity. Lineage: Eukaryota; Fungi; Ascomycota; Eurotiomycetes; Onygenales; Ajellomycetaceae. The transcript has 4 exons. Gene Ontology annotation, cellular component: cytoplasm. Gene Ontology annotation, biological process: regulation of MAPK cascade; protein phosphorylation; intracellular signal transduction. Bases 1 to 2646 code for a protein of 881 amino acids.
AUGGCGUCGUCUCAAUCCAAUGUGUAUGGCCGGGACCAGUUCAUGAAUCCAGGGCCUGCCCCGCGCCCACCCGUCGACCGUCCCCGCGUUAACACUGGCGGAUCUACCACUUCUUCUGUUGCUACGAGUUUUAGCCAGAUGUCUCUAAACUCCCCUUCAACCCCAACGCCUACCCUCUCCGUCUUCCCGAAUUCCAGCCAGCUUUCGUUGAGCCAAACUAAAUCAAACCUGAGCAGCAUGGGCGGUGUCAGCGUCAUCAAAGAAGGUUAUGUGCGCUGCAAGGAGGACAAGUUUCUGGCCAGCUGGAGCCAACGCUAUCUCAUCCUUCGCGAAUUUCGACUGGACUUUCUGAAGAACGAAACUGGAAAGGUGGUGUUAUCGAUCCAAUUGAGCCAUGUCAUCAGGGUUUCACGAUCGGAAGAUUGUAAAAUGGCCUUCGAGAUUAUCCGGAUAGCAAAUCCCAAGGAUGCAAAUAUUCGCAAUCCUUCUAUUAAUCGAGAACUAGCUACUAAAUCCAUAACGUGCGAGGUCAAGAACGACGAUGAAAUCUACGAAUGGAUCGAAAAAAUUCAUGAGCGAUGUCCUGCAAUGGGAGGCGUAUCGAACCCAACUAACUUCAGUCAUCGUGUUCAUGUCGGCUUUGACCCGCGGACAGGUGCAUUACGAGGACUUCCGGCAGAGUGGGAGAAACUCUUAUCUACAUCAGCAAUCACCAAGGAGGACUACAAGAAUAACCCACAGGCCGUGAUCGAAGCUUUGGAAUUCUAUUCCGACAUUAAAAUGCGUGAACAGAACCCGGAUUAUUACGAUGGCCUGCAUGGUGGUGUUAAAAGCUCCAAUAUGAUGCCGAUGGGCAAUUCGAUUGCUGGCCCGAGGGCCAACCAACCAUCAGGACUGCAACGCCUCGAUAAUCAGAGCCAACGAAGCGCCACAGAUCGCUCUCAGAGUUCUUCACCUGCCCAAUCUCAACGCAAGGCCUCAGAUCCAGAGCGCUCAUACAACCAGCAGUACACGUCAGACCGGUCGAAGGAAAUGCCUGACACAGAGCAGCGACGUCGUAUGGACGAAGAGGCCCGCCGCAUUCGAGAGGUUCAGCGUCAGCGUGAAGAAGAGCAAAAUCGUCGCGAUCAUGAGGCCUAUAAUGCUUCGCUACCCAAGAAUCGCGUGCCAGUUGCCCAGCAGGAGCUUGGAGGCUAUUCAGAUCCAGAUCGAUAUAACCCUUCGAGAGCACCACCUAAGGUUCCUGGUGCUGACCGCAGUCGACAACAAACACCAGGUUCAUUGAGACAGAUUACUGCUCAGCGUCCGGCUCCUUCACCGCCUACGGCUCAACAGAAUGGAACACAGCCAUCUUCACAAAGGUCAGGGGAUGAAGCUGCCCAACACGGUUCCCUACGUUCUGUUCCACGUCAAGAUGGAUCCCGUCCACAACAGUCUUCGAGCGCUACUCGCUACAAUGGUGGAGAUGCGCGUGGCCAAACGCCAAUUAAACGCCCAACACAAAACAAUGGCGCUAGCCCUCAAGGCCCUGCUCCGAGUCGUCUCCCGGCUCCUGUACAGCCAGUUAAACCUCUUAACAUUGCUAAUAAGCAAACAGCUGCUAGCACGAAAAAGGCCGCAACUCCCGAUGCGGUUCGUCAGGCUGAAGCUGCCCUGACGAAGAAACCCGCGGAGUCUCGGCAUAAGGAUGUGCGGAUGUCGACCAUGACGGAAAGUGAAGUGAUGGAGAGACUCAAGCAGAUCGUUUCGAGAACCAACCCUAAAGAGUCAUAUCAUAAAUAUCGCAAAAUUGGACAGGGAGCGUCUGGGUCUGUAUAUGUGGCCCGCGUCAAUGAUAAGGCACCAUCUUACGUCGCCCAAGAGGUCUACCAGAAAAAUGGUUCUCGCAGCCAGGUUGCCAUUAAGCAAAUGGAUCUGAGGAGCCAACCUCGUAAAGAGCUGAUCGUGAACGAAAUCAUCGUGAUGAAGGGUAGUUCACACCCCAACAUUGUCAACUACCUUGAGUCUUUCCUGCAGGAGCAGGAUAACGAGUUAUGGGUUGUCAUGGAGUUUAUGGAAGGUGGAGCUCUUACGGAUGUCAUUGAUAACAAUCCGGUGAUACAAGAGGACCAGAUUGCUACUAUUUGCUACGAGACUUGCAAAGGCCUAGCACAUCUCCAUAGCCAGUCGAUUAUACAUCGUGAUAUAAAGAGUGACAACGUGCUGUUAGAUCGUUCUGGGAAUGUGAAAAUCACUGACUUCGGCUUCUGCGCCAAACUUACCGAAUCGAAAAGCAAGAGAGCUACCAUGGUGGGCACCCCCUACUGGAUGGCGCCUGAAGUUGUGAAGCAGAAGGAAUACGGCCCCCGGGUUGACAUUUGGUCACUGGGCAUCAUGGCUAUCGAGAUGAUCGAAUCCGAGCCGCCAUACCUCAACGAAGAGCCACUUAAAGCGCUAUACCUCAUUGCCACAAACGGAACCCCACGCCUGAAGAAACCAGACAAACUCAGCAAGGAGUUGAAAUCUUUCCUCAGUGUGUGUCUCUGCGUCGAUGUACAGAGCCGUGCAACCUCCGAUGAACUCUUGUCUCAUGAAUUCCUUCGAUCUGGUUGUAACCUGGCUAGUCUUUCUGAGCUACUUCGGUUCAAGAAAAAUCCGGGCCAGUAA